Messenger RNA from Eimeria maxima, 1581 nucleotides. RefSeq lists its product as hypothetical. The coding region runs from base 1 to 1581 and encodes 526 amino acids. The record is from RefSeq and is a predicted model, not a curated record. The transcript has a single exon. NCBI's taxonomy places the organism in Eukaryota, Apicomplexa, Conoidasida, Eucoccidiorida, Eimeriidae.
AUGAUGAGGGCCCCUCUCUUCUUCUUUGCUGCUGCUGCAGCACUCUGGGGGCCCCCAGCAGCAGCAGCACUCCGUCGGCUGUCUCCUUCAUCUACGGGGGCCCAUCUAGGGGCCCCCGUAGAGGGUCCCCUAGUAGGGGGGGCCCUAAGGGGGUCCCAAGGGGGCCCCCAAGAGGACCCAGAAGAGCUGCUGCUGCAGCAUAGGAGCAACGGGGACAGGAUAAGUCUAAUGCAGCAGCAGCAGGAAGAAGAAGAAGAAAAGGAGACAAAAGGAGACACAUUAGGGGGAGAGACAGAGGAAGGAGACAGUAUAGGGGAUACAGAAGGAGGAGACAGUAUAGGGGAGACAGAAGAUUCAGCAGCAGCAGCAGCAGGAGGAGGAGGAGGAGGAGAGGGAGAAGAAGGAGACAAUACAGCAGCAAAUGCUUCCGCAGCAGCAGCAGCAGCAGCAGCACAACCAGCAGCAGGAGAAGCAAAUAAAGAAGAGACAGAUAUAGAGGCAUUGUCUGGUGUAUUAACAGAAGAGGAGACACCUGAAUCAGAGGGACCUGCUGCAGCAACUGCAGCAGGAGAAGCAGCAGAAGGUGCUGCAGCAGCAGAAGCAGGAGAAGGUGCUGCAGCAGAAGAAGGUGCAGCAGCAGAAGCAGGAGAAGGCGCUGCAGCAGAAGAAGGUGCAGCAGCAGAAGAAGGUGCUGCAGCAGAAGAAACAAAAGAAGGUGCAGCAGCAGCAGGAGAAGCAGCAGCAGCAGCAGCAGCACCACAAGGUAUAGAGGAGACACAAGGAGAGGGUAUUGAGGAGACACCUCAAGGAGAGCAAGAGGAGACAGCAGCAGAAGAGACAGAACCUGCUGCUGCUGCUGCUGCAGCACCAGCACCACCAACAGGGCCCCCCCAAGCAACUGGGGCCCCCUUCCUCCCUACGGAGACAGCUACAGGACCAGCAGCAGCAGCAGCAGCAGCUGAACCGGAGCAGGAGCCAGCUGCAGAAAGGGUACCAGAGGGGCCCCCCAUGGGGCCUCCUGCAACGGAGGUAGUAUCUCCAGGGGCCCCAAAAGAGGGUGCUGCUGCCACUCCUUCUCCUGCUGCUGGUGCUGCUGGUGGUGGUGGUGGUGCUGCUGCUGCUGAUGCUGCUGCUGCUGCUGCUGCUGCUGCACCUGUGAGUCUAUGGACCCGACGUUUCUUAGCAAGAGGGAGAGGAAUGUUUGGGGCUUUAGCGCAUGCAGAUAUAAUGCAAACAUUUAGUAAGAGGAACAAAGACAUAAAAGAUAGCCGUUUAUUUAUGAAUAAAUUAACUAAUAAAUUUAAUUUAUUAAGGAGACAGGUGCAGCAAGCAAGACAACUGCAGCAGCAGCAAAUGCAGCAGCAAAUCAUAAUGCAGCAGCAGCAGCAGCAGCAACAUCAGCAAGGUACUAACCUACAACCACAACUAAAUAAACAGGAAAAAAGGGAAGAAAAAAAACAACAAGACAAAGAACAGCAACAGCAACAAGAGCAGCAACAGCAAGAAGAACAAGGACAGCAGCAGCAGCAGCAAGAGCAGCAAGAGCAGCAAGAGCAGCAGCAGCAGCAACCGCAGCAGUAA